Petromyzon marinus (sea lamprey) is the source of this 1230-nucleotide messenger RNA. The record is from RefSeq and is a predicted model, not a curated record. Lineage: Eukaryota; Metazoa; Chordata; Hyperoartia; Petromyzontiformes; Petromyzontidae.
AUGGAGACAACCACCGAACAAUUGACAACAACCACACCGCAGACAACCACACCAAAGACAACCACCGAACAACUGACAACAACCACACCGCAGACAACCACACCAACUACAUUGGAUACUACCACACAAUCAACUUCCCAAUCCACCACAAAUACACCGACAACAGAUACAACCACCGUACAUUUGACAACAACCACACCGCAGACAACCACACCCACCACAACAUUGGAAACUACCACGCAAUCAACUUCCCAAUCCACCACAAAUACACCGACAACAGAGACAACCACCGUACAUUUGACAACAACCACACCAAGCACAACACAGGAAACUACCACACAAUCAACUUCACAAUCCACAAAUACACCGACAACAACGGAGACAACCACCGUACAAUUGACAACAACCAAACCGCAGACAACCACACCAACUACAACAUUGGAUACUACCACACAAUCAACUUCACAAACAACCACAAAUACACCAACAACAGAGGCAACCACUGUACAAUCGACAACAACCACACCGCAGACAACCACACCAACCACAACACUGGAUACUACCACCCUACCAACUUCACAAACAACGACAAAUACACCGACAACAACAGAGACAACCACCGUACAUUUGACAACAACCACACAGCAGACAACCACACCAACCACAACAUUGGAUACUACCACACAAUCAACUUCACAAUCCACCACAAAUACACCGACAACAACGGAGACAACCACCAUACAAUUGACAACAACCACACCACAGACAACCACACCAACCACAACAUUGCAAACUACCACGCAAUCAACUUCCCAAUCCACCACAAAUACACCGACAACAACGGAGACAACCACCGAACAACUGACAGCAACCACACCGCAGACAACCACACCAAGCACAACAUUGGAUAUUACCACACAAUCAACUUCACAAACAACCACAAAUACACCGACAACAGAGACAACCACCCUACAUUUGACAACAACCACACCGCAGACAACCACACCAAGCACAACACAGGAAACUACCACACAAUCAACUUCCCAAUCCACCACAAAUACACCGACAACAACGGAGACAACCACCGUACAUUUGACAACAACCACACUGCAGACAACCACACCAACCACAACACAGGAAACUACCACACAAUCAACUUCCCAAUCCACCACAAAUACACCGACAACAGAGACAACAACUGUACAAUUGACAACAACCACACCGCUGACA